CCCUAUGAAAAUGAAAAAAAAGCUAUACGAGAUGGCCCGAAAAUGUUUCCAUAGAUUUAUAAUUUUAACAGACGGCAGCACCUCAAGUCACGUGACUUAUGUUAAUUGACAUCUACACAAGCAGGCGACGUGAGAUGAGAAGGGUGGUGCUUACGCGGCCUGUAGUUGGACUGAUAUCAGGCGAGACGUGUUGCCACAACUUGGACCUUACCGGACUCGGGAGGACAUCCAUCAUGUUGCUAAGUCUCGUCACCCUGGCAACUGCCGUCGGGAUCGUUUCCCCGCAGGAGGUCCCAGUCACUGCACCGCACUUCCGGGUACCCGUCGACCCGGAGGUGUACAUGGAUGCUACGCAGCUGAUCACCAGCAAGGGCUUCCCGUGUGAGAACCACUACGUCACUACAGAAGACGGAUUCAUCCUCAACAUGCAGCGGAUCCCUCACGGCAGGGGAGACAACUCGUCGGGGACAGCCAAGCGCGCGGUGAUGCUGCAACAUGGCCUUCUGGGUAGCUCACCUAACUUUCUGGUGAACCUCGCCAACGAGAGCCUCGCUUUCAUCCUGGCCGACGCUGGUGCAGACGUGUGGCUGGGCAACGUGCGCGGGAACACUUACUCACGUGCCCACAAGACGCUGAAACCAUCGGACAGGGAGUUCUGGGAAUGGAGUUACGACGAGAUGGCGAAGUACGACCUGCCCGCCAUGAUUGACUACAUCGUACAGACGACCGGGCAGCCCCAGGUCCACUAUGUCGGACACUCUCAGGGGACACUCAUCGGCUUCGCGGGCUUCAGUCAGAACAAGACUCUGGGUCAGCUGGUCAAGACCUUCAUCGCCCUGGCCCCAGUGGCGACCGUCGGACACAUCAAGAGUCCUCUCAGACUUCUGGCGCCGUUCUCGAAGGAACUUAAGGAAGCCUUUGCUUUGUUAGGCCACGGCGAGUUGCUGCCGAGUACUAAUCUGACCAAAUGGCUGGCGAGAACCAUGUGUAAAGUUGCUCCUGUCCUCUGCGAGAAUCUGUAUUUUGUCCUGAAUGGCUUCGACUACCGGUCAUUCAAUUCUUCUCGAGUUCCCGUGUAUAUGGCACACACACCCUCCGGAACCUCCACACAGAACAUGUUGCACUUCGGACAGGGCGUCAACUCCGACAAGUUCCUGAUGUUUGACUUCGGGUCCGCGGCUGCCAAUACGGCGCACUAUGGACAGGCCACACCGCCUGCCUACCGCCCGGAUGAGAUGGACGUGCCCGUGGUGUUGUUUAGCGGAGGAAAUGACUUCCUGGCAGACCCGGAUGAUGUCACGUGGAUCCGGUCUCAGCUGAAGCACAUUGUGGGAGAUCACGUGAUCCCUCACUGGGAACAUUUGGACUUCACUUUGGCUAUGGACGCCCCGGUUCUCUGUUACGAUAAAAUUAAACGGAUUAUUUUUGGUUGAUCAAACCACAUCUUAGACCCAAAGAAAAAGAAAAGUCAUUGCGAGUGUUGUUUUAUAAUUAACUCACAGCCCCGAAGGACUAAUAAUUAUCUGUGGUCAAUAAGACAAUUAAUAAGAUAAUUAACAAUUGUUUGAAAGACGACUGUUAAUUGGGAUAAAAGAUCUCCGAGCUGUUUGUUUUUAACCGUGGCAAUGAGUGUAGGUUCAUGACUUAACAAGUGGUCUGGAUCAGAUAAUUUUUUAUGAGUAAGUUUAGAACACGUUUUGAUAUAAAAUGAUCCGAUUGUCAAAAGGUACUCCGGCAAUACUGCUUGCUAAUAAAACAAUUUUGUUAAGACGUGAUUUGUUAUGAGGCUACAGCUCUAUCCCAGCACGAAACGUAAAAUGUUAAAACACUUUCAACAAACCAUAAUUAUUAUUUUGACGUCAAAGAAGACAAUUAACAAAUGAAACACUUCACUUUGCACAAGCCAUCAAUUUGACCAGUAAUGUCCUCACAUUGGAAUCCCUCAGUAUCUAUACUUGAAUAUACUCAAGCCCACGCCCGUUGUUUUUUUAGUUAAAGAAUUUUUUUUUUUCCACUUAUAACCUUUGUUAUAGUGCAAACCAUUUCGAUAUCUGCGGGUUCCGAGUCGUCCCAUACAAAUCAGACUCCCGGUUUCAAGGAUUUUUCUUUUAAUUUGUGGCCCUUUAACCAUUACUAUAGACAAUAGCUUUCACAAAGUUUCCAAUACCCUACAAUUUCCUGCUUAUAGCUUCAUUUAUUCCUUUUUGAGUAUGUAAGCACUGAAAUUAUUUGUACUCUUUGUGAAAACUGAUAAAAUCGAUGUAGUAGCAGCGAUUGUAGAAGUAUAAUAAGUUAGGGAGCCUCGUGCUUACCAAGUUUAUUCAGUGGAGAUUGUAUAUACAGUCUAUAUCCUACUUCUUCGUUUUGCCAACGUGAUUUUGUGCUGAAUUAUGAUACCGGCGAAAAUUAUGUAUAUUCGUGCGAUCAACCGUAAAUGGUCUCUGGCACACAAAAUAGGAUUCGUUCAAAUAUCUUCGAGACAAUUUCACAUGAUUGAAUUUUUCAUUACAUUCCAGUUUAGACUUAUGAAGUUGGUUAGGUUUUGCAUACACAUUCUACUUUUUAGCGCAGAUCACACUUCACAUCUGCUAGCCUUGUCGAGUCUAGGCUCACAAUAUAAGACUCCCAAUUUCAAAGAUCUUACUGUUAUCAUGAAAAUAUUACUUUCAUAUGCAAACGACAACGCUUUACGCACAUUAUGUUUUUGUCCCUACGUCAUCAGUCUACUUUACUUCAACAAUGUUUAUUGUCUGUUUCAAUGUGAUACCUGUGAUCUAGCAGUCUGGUAUUCCGACUGCAAGGGCGACCGCGAGCAGGAUGUGCCGCUCGGUGGAAACUCGUCCAAUGUUCUUUGUGUAUGAGCCGGAAUCUCCGCUCACCUGUAUUUUGUGUGUACGAGCCGGCACCUCCGCUCAACUUGUUAAUGUUAUGUAUAGUUGUUUCACGGAUAUUGACAAUGUUGUUAUUCACUUAUUUACUUUUACACGCCUGUAUAUCUUAUCUAAUGUCAUUUCAUUCAUCUCAGUCAAGUGUACUGCAUGAAGCAACCACUUGUCAACCUGUCGAUGUCAUUUGCAUUGAUCUGUACUUGUACUUGUACUCCAUAUUGUCAUUAUUU
This is a messenger RNA of Haliotis rufescens (red abalone), 3118 nucleotides long. Its product is annotated as lysosomal acid lipase/cholesteryl ester hydrolase-like. The transcript has 9 exons. Gene Ontology annotation, molecular function: hydrolase activity, acting on ester bonds. Gene Ontology annotation, biological process: lipid metabolic process. The record is from RefSeq and is a predicted model, not a curated record. The coding region runs from base 99 to 1433 and encodes 444 amino acids. NCBI's taxonomy places the organism in Eukaryota, Metazoa, Mollusca, Gastropoda, Lepetellida, Haliotidae.